AUGGCCCAAAACUUAAACCCCCAGGCUCGCAUCUCACACCUGCCACGAGCAGAUGGUUCGGCAACCUUCUCAAGGGGCGGUUAUUGCGUGGUUUCGUCCGUCAAUGGGCCGAUGGAAGUGCAAAGACGAGAUGAAAACCCCUUUGAAUCGGUUGUUGAUGUUGUCGUAAGACCUGCUGCAGGGGUCGGAGGCACGGGAGAACGCCAACUCGAAAACAUUUUGCAGUCCGCCCUCCGUCAGCUCAUUCCCGUCAAGAACUUUCCUCGAUGCCUCAUCCAGAUCACACUUCAGGUGACGGAAACCCCCCAAAAUGACUACGCGAACAGCAAAGUUGUCCAAGCUCAGUCGAGCUUGACCCUCCUGCCGGCUCUGUUCCACAGUGCCGUCUUGAGUUUGCUGUCGGCCGCCGUGCCCUUGAAAGCUAUUGCCACAUGCACCACGCUGGCCAUCCUAGAGGACGGCAGCAAGAUCAUCGCUGACCCGUCUCCUCUGGAGGCAGAUCAUGCAAAAUCUCUCCAUGUUUUGAGUUUCACAUCGCAGGACGACCUGCUGCUGGCGGAAAGCGAGGGAGCCUUUACCAUUGCCGAGUGGGAUAAAGUGGUCAGCACAGGCCAGAAGGUUUGCGGCCAGCAUCGCGAAGCGGAACUUGGCUCAGGCAUGCACGAAGAAGGUCAAGACUGGAACGACAUGCGGCAAUUCAUCCGGACAGUAAUGGAAGCCAGAGCUGCGUAA
Messenger RNA from Colletotrichum graminicola M1.001, 732 nucleotides. RefSeq names its product exosome complex subunit Rrp46. The coding region runs from base 1 to 732 and encodes 243 amino acids. The transcript has 3 exons. Gene Ontology annotation, biological process: nuclear mRNA surveillance; U4 snRNA 3'-end processing; rRNA catabolic process. Gene Ontology annotation, cellular component: cytoplasmic exosome (RNase complex); nuclear exosome (RNase complex); nucleolus. The record is from RefSeq and is a predicted model, not a curated record. Lineage: Eukaryota; Fungi; Ascomycota; Sordariomycetes; Glomerellales; Glomerellaceae.